Microplitis mediator is the source of this 1250-nucleotide messenger RNA. RefSeq lists its product as uncharacterized. The record is from RefSeq and is a predicted model, not a curated record. Bases 403 to 1026 code for a protein of 207 amino acids. The transcript is spliced from 2 exons. NCBI's taxonomy places the organism in Eukaryota, Metazoa, Arthropoda, Insecta, Hymenoptera, Braconidae.
UCGUUGCACUGAUCAGUCGAUAGUUUUGUGAUAAAUUAUUUCUCAAGUGAAUUAAAUUAUUAACCAUGGGACGUGAUUCUAGAAAGGUUUCAAGAGAACUUCGGAGUUCUGAAAAAAUUAAUAAGUCGCGUUCAGUCAAAAGAAAGAAUGUUUUUAAUCCGAAAACAGCCGAACGUGAUGAAAGUAUUCAGAGUACAUCUUCUAAAAAAUUAAAACAAAACACUGAAGAUGAUGUACCUGAAGACAGCAGUACUGAAUUUCGAAUAAUAAAUUUUAUUCAGGUAUUCACUGCAAUUUCUGCUCUUAUAAAAUGUAAAAAAUGUGAUGGAAAUGUAGUGUUUCAAACAGCAAGUACACGUGGGCUGGGAUUCAAAAUUGUAGUUGCAUGUAAUAACUGUGGAAAUGAAUAUAUUCCUUCCUGUUGAAAAUAUGAAAUCUGCUAUAAUGGCAACCUUUUAUCACUACGGCUCGAGUGAUGAAAAACCGAAUCAUGAUAUGUGUCCAAAAGGCGAAGAAUCUUGGUGCUCUUACCAGCGCGCUGAAGCAAGAGGAGAGCUUGAUACCUAUUCUCACGAUUAUUCUCCCUUACCUUCUGAUGUUUUAAAAGCUAUCAAGCCUAUAUACGAAGAUCUUAGUAAUGAAAAUUUACUUUCAAGAUGUGUAGGUGGAUUCAAUCAGAAUAAUAAUGAAAGCUUUAACCAACUAGUAUGGAAAAUAUGCCCAAAAACGGUAAAUACUAGUUUUACUAUCGUACAAAUAGCUGCAUACGUUGCUAUGUGUAUAUUUAAUGAGGGUAUAAAUUCAUUAUUAGUCUUGAUGAAUACACUAGGACUUAAUUGUGGGCCUAAUUCUCAUCGGUAUGCAGAAAGAAUGGAUGCUGCACGUAUCAAAGUAGCAGAUAAGCGCGCUAAUGAUAACGCCCGAGAAGGUCGAUUGCAACGUAGGCACCAGCAAAUCGAUAUUUUGGAAGCUGCUAUGACGGCUGAAAAGCUAUUAUAUGGUCCAGGAAUAGAUGACUCAGUAUGAAUCUCCAAGGACUUAUGAUGAUCACCGCAAAGGACUUCGGGAGGAACGGGCUCUACAAAAACAGCGAUAACUUUUUGAAUUAUUAAUUUUUUUUUUUGAAAUUUUCGUGAAGUCAAAUCGAAACGUGUUCUAAUAAAGCUAUGUUUUUAUUUUUGUCAAAUAAAGUAAUUAACUACAAAAAAAAAAUUAUUGAAAAUCAUCAUUUUUUCAGGCCUCUGAGUACC